This is a messenger RNA of Naumovozyma dairenensis CBS 421, 531 nucleotides long. RefSeq names its product sterol transporter (gene NPC2). The coding region runs from base 1 to 531 and encodes 176 amino acids. Lineage: Eukaryota; Fungi; Ascomycota; Saccharomycetes; Saccharomycetales; Saccharomycetaceae. Gene Ontology annotation, biological process: intracellular sterol transport. The record is from RefSeq and is a predicted model, not a curated record. The transcript has a single exon. Gene Ontology annotation, molecular function: sterol binding.
AUGCAAUUCAAAGAAAAUUCAAAACGUUUUUUGUUGACAUUCCUAGCACUUUCGGCUAGCCUAGUCCAAGCUUUCACCAUUCCGCAAGCACCGCCAUCCAGUAGCAGACCUAUCCCCGGUGAUUCUCCAUUACUACAGUGUGAUAUAUCGGAAAGACAAAUACUUAACAUAGACCAAAUUGAUUUAUCACCUAACCCGCCAGCAAGAGAUAGCAAGUUAGAAAUAUCUGCGUCAGGCCAAAUAUUUGGUACAAUUGAGAAAGGGGCAUAUGUCGAUGUUGAAGUCCGCCUAGGUUAUAUUAAGUUACUAACACAAACCUUUGACCUUUGCGAGACUUUAGAAGAAAAUGACGUCGAUGAAUUAACCUGCCCGAUCAAAGCUGGUUCGUAUGUCUUAUCUAAAUCGGUAGACAUCCCAGCUGAGGUACCUCCAGGAAAAUACAUUGUUGUAGCAAGGGCAUAUACUGUCGACGAUGAUCUGAUCACAUGUAUUACCGGUGAAGUUAUUUUCCCCGCGAAGUAUUUACAUUGA